AUGCUGCGCAAUUUUUCACAGUUUACCAGAUCCUUUUCGCUAGCCGGUCCAGUAUCCAGGGAAUGGAGGCUGGUGGAAUCCAGACGCGUGGCACAAUCGCAUGAGUUCAAGACAGGCGAUGAAAAGCCCGUGUUCAUUCCACAAAGCAGGAAAUCGUUCCCGGAGUACAAAUAUGGUGAAUCCCAAAUUUUCAAGCAAAGCAAUAAGGGGCUCUACGGUGGAUCCUUUCUGCAGUUCGGUAACAACGUUUCCGAAAGUAAGACGAAAACGAGAAGACGCUGGCUGCCUAACAUUGUGAGAAAAGGUCUCUGGAGUGAGACAUUGAACAGGAAGAUUAGCAUUAAGAUGACCACUAAGGUGUUACGGACUAUAUCCAAGGAGGGUGGCAUCGACAAUUACCUCACCAAGGAAAAAUCUGCGCGUAUUAAAGAGUUGGGGCCCACUGGCUGGAAACUGAGAUACCGAGUACUGCAGAAAGCCGAACAGGUGGCAAAGGCCUCACGUUCGGAUGCUCCUGUCGCGGAAGAUGCGAACGGAAACCUGGUCAAAAUAUACUACGAAGGAGAAAUCGACGGUCAGACACUCCGGAUCACGGCCGGCAGACGGAAACUGAUGCAGCUUUUGUUUCCACUGGAGAAGUUAGAACGUAAGGCUGACGGCGAAGAGUUCUCGUAUAAGCAAUUUGUGAUCGAGUUUGGGUCCGUCUCCGCGGAACAGCUUCUAUCUCAACUUGUCAAGCGCGGACUGGAUGUUAAGACGAUUUCCGUAUGA
Molecule: messenger RNA, 771 nt
Organism: Lachancea mirantina
Lineage: Eukaryota; Fungi; Ascomycota; Saccharomycetes; Saccharomycetales; Saccharomycetaceae
Source: the annotation of a GenBank genome assembly